AUGAGCAGUUCAGAUAUUCGCGACAUUUUACAGAUCAACCAGCCUACAGAACCAGCCCCUAAAAAAGCAAAACCUGUUGCUGAAAAGAGACCAGAUGGCAUCAGUAGGGAACUAUACUCGCUUAUUGGAGGCACACCACCUGUAGCAUUUGUUAAGCCAACAUUCAAAGCAAAAUACCAGACUAAAAAGAAAGCAACACCAUGGAAACAGCAACCGUUUAUAAACCCUGCAAGAGUAGAUGAUCUUGUAUUAACGCAUUGGGUUAAAGCAACUACAGAUUAUCCUUUUGCCAAGUUUAAUAAAGUGAUUGAUAUACUUGAAUACUCAGACGAAGACUAUGAAAAGUACCUUACAGACACAGACUGGAGUAAAGAAGAAACAGAUUACUUGUUUGAUUUAUGCCGUAAAUAUGACCUACGAUUCCCAGUUAUCGAGGAUCGUUAUCAAUUUGAAUCUAAACCAAGAACAAUGGAAGACUUGAAAGAUCGAUAUUACUCUGUCUACCGAAAAUUGAUUCUUCAAGGCAAAGGACCUAUUUCAGGCGAUUAUGUAUCUGAUAGACAAACAUUGGCUCAACAAUACGCAUUUGAUAAAUUAAAAGAAGUAGAGAGAAAGAAUGCAUUGAUCAUGCUGUUCAACCGUACCAAAGAACAAGUAGAAGAAGAAGAGGCUCUGUUUGUUGAAGCAAAGCGCAUUGCCUUGAAUGAAGCAAGAUUAUCACGUGAAAGAGAGAGUCUGUUAAACUCGCUGCAAUUAGAACAAAUUCAACAAAUGCCCUCUACACCUAAUACACCUUUAAAUGCUAGUCCUGGUGGUAUUUUGAGUUCUUCUCCUGGUGGUAUUGGCAUCACAGGAGGAACAGCAGGUGGAUCAAGUGAUUUAAAGAAAAAGAAAAAGACAGCCGAAGUUCAUGAACCUAAGAAAGAAAAACUUACGCCUGGUGUUUAUGUCCGAAGUCAGAAAUUGCCUAUUGUGAAGCCAACAAUGCAACCCAAGGUCAUUAAAAUCUUGGAAGAAUUAGGCAUUGGUCCUCGUCCUAUUAUGCCCACAAGUCAGAUAUGUCAAAAGUUUGAAAACCUACAGAAUUCAAUCUUGAAUCUACUUGAAUUGAAAAAAGUGGUUGACAAGACAGAAGCUGAACAUAAAGUGAAGAUACAGAAAGGAAGAGAUGGUACACCCACUGCAAGAAAACGAUCUGGAAUGCAAAUACGCUUAAAUGAGCCAUUUAUUUUAAAGAAACAAGAGGAACAGGAUAAACUUAGGCUGCAAAAUGAUCUUCAGUUGGUAUUGGCCAAGAUAGAAUACUGGAAAAUGAAAGGAAAAGGACAAGAGACUAUGAUCAAACAACUCCAAGAAACUGCUAUGAAAUUGCAAGCAGGAAUACAGCUUGAUAUAUCUCAGGAACGCACAAAACAUGAUGCACUUGCUUAUCUUGACCAACUGUAUGUGACUGCCUCUCGACUCUAUCAUAGUUUGAGUUUAACUCAACAUGAUUACCUUGCUUAUCAAUUAGCUUUACUCUAUCAAUGCAUUAAUCGACAAGGUGUUCCGUUUAUUAGCUAUAAACAAAGAAUUGAACAACGGUUUGAUGAAAUUAAACUGGCUGCUAAGUCUAUGAUUCAACCAGACCAAAUUGAAUGGUAA
Messenger RNA from Gilbertella persicaria, 1644 nucleotides. RefSeq lists its product as uncharacterized. NCBI's taxonomy places the organism in Eukaryota, Fungi, Mucoromycota, Mucoromycetes, Mucorales, Choanephoraceae. The coding region runs from base 1 to 1644 and encodes 547 amino acids. Gene Ontology annotation, molecular function: transcription corepressor activity. The record is from RefSeq and is a predicted model, not a curated record. Gene Ontology annotation, biological process: DNA repair; negative regulation of transcription by RNA polymerase II; chromatin remodeling. Gene Ontology annotation, cellular component: Swr1 complex; NuA4 histone acetyltransferase complex; nucleus. The transcript is spliced from 10 exons.